This is a messenger RNA of Medioppia subpectinata, 1470 nucleotides long. The record is from the annotation of a GenBank genome assembly. NCBI's taxonomy places the organism in Eukaryota, Metazoa, Arthropoda, Arachnida, Sarcoptiformes, Oppiidae.
AUGUACCAUGAUGAUUUUAAAUUAUCGGAUUUGGACACAUUCUACCAGAUAAAAGUGUCACAAAUAUUGAUGUCUAAACCCGUUAAUUCCCAGCCAUCACAAUCAUCCAGUCUGAGUGAAGAGUCGGACCGAAAGUGUCGUGAAUUGUGUGAAGAGAUGUCGGCUCUGAAGGCAAGCAAUGAGUCCGAAGUGAAGGCAUUGAAAGCACAGCUCAAGACAUCCAACGACUCAAUGCAUACAAUGACUGAAGAGAUGGAAAGUUUGAGACAACAAUUGAUAACAUCUGAGAAGAGUAAUCAAGAAAUGGUCGCAGAUUUGAGUGAAUUGUCGGAUCAAAAAAGUUGUUUAACUCAAGAGAUAUCGGAUUUGAAGGCGAAGAAUGACACAGAAGUACAGCUCAAGACAUCAUUGAAUUCAAUGGAGACAAUGGUUACCGAAAAUAAUAAUUUGAAACAAACAGUGUUUACAUUAUCGUCAUUAUUCACUUCAAACAUGAGUAAUGAAAAUAUGGGCGCAGAUUUGAAGCACAAAUUGUGUGAAAUGUCGACAAAAAUUAAUGAAUUGAGUGAAGAGUUGUCGGCAUUGAAGGCAUCCAAACAUAUCAUUGAAUCGGAAGUCAAUACUUUGGCUCAAGAACUCAAUGCACAGAAUAUUAGGCAUUCAGUGAGUGAUUCGUCUUCCAGUUGUUCAUCGAUCGGAUCCCACAAUCAAUUGAUCACUAAUUCAGACAAAACCAGAAACGAGAUCAAUAGUGGGGAAUACAAGACACUAAUGGCUGAACACAAGUCACUCCGGAAGCGAUACUCGGAUCUCGUGGUCACUCACGAAGAAUACGUAUCGACGCUCGAGUCGGCUCAGGAGGAGAGUCGCAGAUACAGGAAGUGCUUCGAAGAGAGCACUCAAGAGCGCAACUUUGCCAUCAUUGAGAGGAAUGGACUCAAACAACAGUGCACUCAAGCCAUCAAACAAUGGGAUAAAGCUCUUCGAGAGGUCAACGAACUGAAGGAACAGCUGACCAGAUGUGAGCGCCAGAGGAAUGAGUCCAUGAAAGAGAGCAAAGCGGCCAAAGAGAUUCAUCACAGCUAUCCAUCGGAUGUCUCCACUUCUAGGGCUCAGACGGUUUCGACGACGAGCGCACCACUAGUGCCGUCGCCGGCCAAUAGCCCGGUGUGUCCGGACACGAGUCACCCGACGUUCAAAUCAAGCGGUGAUACCAUAGAUAAGCCGAGCGCUGAGUUGGCGUCACUUCGCAAACAAGUGGUGCGCUUACAGACAGAGCUCAGGGAAGCGCACAACGAGGUGGAGGUCUGUGGGCGUCGACGCGUUUGGGCUCUCAAUGAAAGGGACAAAAUGAAGGCUUUGGUCACUGAGAAUGAGAUAUCGUUGACAGCACUCGAAGGCAUCAGACAAUCGAUCAAAGACUCGGAUGACAGCGAAUCCGUGGCCAGUGUUGGCACGCAUUCAAAAUAA